Messenger RNA from Phaeodactylum tricornutum CCAP 1055/1, 3126 nucleotides. RefSeq lists its product with no specific name. The transcript has a single exon. Gene Ontology annotation, biological process: COPII-coated vesicle cargo loading; endoplasmic reticulum to Golgi vesicle-mediated transport; intracellular protein transport. Bases 1 to 3126 code for a protein of 1041 amino acids. Gene Ontology annotation, molecular function: SNARE binding; zinc ion binding. Gene Ontology annotation, cellular component: endoplasmic reticulum exit site; COPII vesicle coat. The record is from RefSeq and is a predicted model, not a curated record. NCBI's taxonomy places the organism in Eukaryota, Bacillariophyta, Bacillariophyceae, Surirellales, Neidiaceae.
AUGACCAACUUUCCCCCUCCACCACCACCACCGCCUUCUAGGCCACUGGGCGUCUCUCCAUCAGCUCCAGCUGUUCUCGAGACGUCGUCGGCAACGUCCCAUUACAGUACGAGAAGAGGGCCGCUGAAUGGUGGAGCCUCAGCGUCCGCGCUCCCACAGUCCAACCUUUCCACACACGGCAGCACAAGAUUUCCACCGCCGCCUUCGCACAGCGUCACGACCAAUGGAUCCGUUCCGUCGCACGAUGCUCGGACUACACCUCCGUCCGCACACACUCCGGUACCGCCUCCAUCGAUCCAUCGAAUCGCUCAUCCGGGCAUGGUUUCUCAGCCGCCGUCCCGGCAGAAUCCACCACUUCCGUUCGCACCUCCCGCAUCUGUACCUCCGACUGCGAGUCGGACACUGCAACCAGCCUAUCCCGUUCCACCGCAACCCUACUCGUCAAAUCCUCUUUCACCCCCGCUUCCAUCGUCACGUCCUCCCAACACUACGCACCCGCACCCAUCGCCUCCACCACCGCAGCCCGGGUACUACCAACCGUCGCACACGCAACAGCCUCCGCCUGGUUUACGGAAAAUCGAUCCCUCACAAAUUCCUAGAGCUCCACUCUUUACCCGCCCGCAAGAAUCCCAGUUGCCGGUAUAUUUUCCGCGAGCUGCCGUCCUCAAUGGCGAAACGGCCCAAAACCCCCCACCCGCCGACUCGCGAUACAUUGUCAAAGACGACGGUAACGCUUCGCCUAAUCUCGUACGCGCCAGCGUCUACGCCUUUCCCCUUACACGUGCUCUCUGGCAUCAAACCGGCGAUCUACCACUCGGAAUCCUCGCUACCCCCUUGGCCUGUCACGACGAAACCUUCGUGCCACGUCCCCGCGUCCUCCCCGACCGUUCCGUCCAAGACUGGCGUGAUCCACAACGUAUCCCGUGCGUGGAUGCCCGGGAACCGUCCCCGCCACCGCGCUGUGGACACUGUCACGCCUACGCCAAUCCGUUUUUUGGAACGGAUGGAUCUUGUAAUCUCUGUGGUACCAGCAAUCGCGGGAUUGCCGCCAACCUGACGGGUCCGGCCAUGCAGUGCGGUACGGUAGAUUAUCACGUUUCCGGACCCUACGUCACCCGCCCACAGCCCGUGCCGCCCGUGUUUGUGUACGCCGUGGAUUUAACGUGUCCGCAUGUCACGCAGUAUCUACCCAUUCUGGCACAAUUGGGGGAAGACCUGGCGACUCACGUCGGGAAUCAGUACGCACCGCUGACGCCACGCAUUGGUCUCUGUUGGGUAUCUUCGGCCGGAAUUUUGGUGGCCGGGCACCACGACCGGGAACGCUACUCCGUCAUGGCGGAUGUGACCAACGCACCCUUUUGCCCUCUACCCCUCAACGAUUGGACGUUUGAUGUGUCGGUACCGGAAGGAUUGGCAUCCUGGAAGGCCUACUUGGAUGGCCUACUCCAGAACGAUCUCGAGGAUCUGCGGAAAUUGGCGCGUGCGAAAAAUGCGUACGGCUUGGACGGUAUGGAACUAUCGUGUGGUGGAGCGGCGCUGGCCUUUCUUGCUGACGCCUUGGCGGCGACGGGGGGUCGCGGUACCUUGAUCACCCGACGACGACCGAAUUUUGGCGUCGGUAGCCUUUCGGUACGGGAACCUGUUCCGGGUAAAGCGCACGAUCCGGACAAUAUCAUAUCCUAUAGUCCGCUACAAACCGCCUCCAAGUUGAAGCAUACAGAAGAUGCGGCGGCUUCUUCGUUUUAUCAGGAGCUAGCCGCGAAAUGUUGCCAGGACCGAACCUGUUUGGAUGUUUUAUACCACACUAGCCCGCUCACACCACCCGCGUACUUGGAUCUCGCCACACUCGGCGAGUUGUGCCGGAAUACUUGUGGAAAAUUGUUCCACGUUUCGAACAAAGACUGGAAUCCGAUCAUUCUGGAAGAACUGAGAGCCCAAGUCUUUUCCUUUACGGGAUGGGAUGCGGUGUUUAAGGUUCGAUGUUCGGACGGAAUUCAAAUCAAAUCCUUUCCAACCCAUGUCGGUAACCUAGUCGAUAACGGAUUGGGUAGCUCGUCGGAAAUCGAAUUGUCCUGCGUGACGCCGAACACGUGCAUCGCAGUGGAGCUUGAGCAUCGCGUGGGUGGUGUACCCCCCAAAAAUCGGUACGUGUACAUACAAACGGCCUUGCUCUACUCAACAAUAUCGGGCUGCCGCCGUGUGCGGGUCUCCACCUUGGCCAUCCGUAGUUCUACUGUGGUAGAUGAAGUAUUCCGAUCGGUUGACAUGGGAACUGCUUCUGCUCUACUAGCCAGAGAAGCGCUGGAUCGUAUGAAGAAGCUAGUAAGGGAGAAGGAAGGAGACGCGGCCCGUGAAAAAGCCCGUGACUUGGUGUUCCAUCGGUGUCUGGAAAUUUUGCUCAACUACCGCACAAAUUCGUCGGCCGCAAACUCAUCCGCACGGCAAAUGGUCCUCCCAGAAAAGUUGCAGUUGUUUCCACUCUACUGUAUGUGCUUGAUGAAGAGUCCGAUCUUUCGCCCGGGCAUGGCCCGUCGCGAUGCACAAACUCAAGCUGUCCGCAUGUCGCCCACGGGUGAUGACAGGGCACUAUUCGUACAUUAUCUGGCCAACGUAAGUUCCAGUACCAGCAUGCUUAUGGUGCAUCCCAACAUUUUUUCCGUCUUGGGAAACGAAAGUGGUACUGCGGAGUUCGAGUCGCAUCAUGGACCGGAGCAAGUUGGGUUUGUAAGAAUGCCACAGCCCAUUUUGCCGAGUAUGGCUAGUCUUGAAGACGAUGGUGUGUACCUCCUGGAUAGCGGCCUACAGAUUUUUUUCUAUGUUGGAAAGACUGCGCCGGAUGAAAUAAAGGAGAUGGCACGUAGUCACCAAAUCGAUCAAGCAGAACUGCUUCACAAUUUUGUCUGGCAAAUGAGGACGUUCAACGGCACAAAUCAAGGAAGCGAAGGUUCCGUCCGGCCAACUCAUGUGCCUGUUGUGUCAAUUAUACAGCAGGACGGUCACGAUGCUCCAAUGGAAGCGGAUGUUCUCAAUCUUUUGGUGGAUGAUGCGGUUUCUGGGGAGAAAGACUACAAUGAUUUUCUGUGUGGAUUGCAUCAGCGCAUUCAAGACAGACUCAAAGCCAAGUAG